This is a messenger RNA of Closterium sp. Yama58-4, 1341 nucleotides long. Lineage: Eukaryota; Viridiplantae; Streptophyta; Zygnematophyceae; Desmidiales; Closteriaceae. The record is from the annotation of a GenBank genome assembly.
AUGGCCGCGCUUCGCGCCGCGCUUCUCGGCGUGCUUGUAGCGGCAAUCGCGUCUUUCGUGUACAACGACCCGCUCGCGCUUCGCCAGCCAGUAGACGUGUCGCUCGUCCUCCUCCCGCCGCGUGCCGUGCCAGCAGCUAGCGACCCGUCGAACCGCCUUGCUUCCGCCGAAAUCAAGUACUUGCACGAGGGCACCGGCCCUGAGAGUCUCGCCAUCGACGCCAACGGUCGGGGCCCUUACUCCGGCCUCGCAGACGGCCGAGUCGUGCGGCGGAGCGCGGACGACAGCCAAUGGGAGCCCUUCGCUCGAACCUCCCCGAAUCGCACCCCUCUGUUGUGUGACAUUCCGCCAAAGUCACAGCCCGACCCGUCUAAGGAGCCUCGUUGCGGCCGUCCCUUGGGCCUGCGGUUUCACCCUGUAACCGGAGAGCUUUAUAUCGCGGACGCGUAUUAUGGGCUGAAUCGGGUCGGCUUAAAAGGGGGACUGGCGGAGCAGCUGGUUGGGGGGAAACUGGUGGACGGGCAGAAAGGGUCGUUUGUGAACGACCUUGAUAUUGACGCGGAGGAUGCAAACGGAACAGUGUAUUUCACUGUAUCGAGUACAAAAUACGAAAUGAGGAACUUCCUCUCCAUGAUUCUGAACGGGGGGGCGGACGGCGGAGUGUACAAGUAUGACGUGGCGACAGGCGAGGUGACUCAGCUGGUGGCGGGCGUGGCAUUCGCUAACGGGAUUGCUCUCUCUGCGGAUCGCUCCUUCCUCGUGUAUUGCGAGACCAUCCGAGCCAGGUGCAACCGCUACUGGCUGAAAGGCAGCAAGGCAGGCACACACGAGGUGCUGGUGGACCUGCCAGGCGUGCCCGACAACCCCCGACUCAACCCCCGCGGCCGCUUCUGGAUUGCCAUGCCUGCCUACCGAACCUCCGCUUAUGCCCCGAUGCCGCCAUGCCUCUUUCAACCCUCGCUUUCACCGUCCCUCAUCCCUCGAAUCCCCCACUCUCCUCCCCUCCUCAACCCACUCUCCCGCAUCUCUCGCCCCACCCCGAUCUCCCCUUUUUGUGCAGAUUUCCUCACUCGCACGCCCCGUCUGCGCUCCAUCCUCCUCCGCCUCAACCUCCACCCGCUCCUCCUCUACGCCGGAAUUUUCGGGCUGCCCAACGGGGUUAUCGCAGAGGUGGACUCGUCCGGGCAGAUCACGGAAAUCUUGGAGGACCGGGCAGGGAAGCGGGUGCAGGCACCCAGCGAGGUGAUGGAGAGAAAUGGAAAGCUGUGGAUCGCAUCUCUCAUAGUACCUCACUUGGCCGUGCUUGACUAUGCACCAGGAGGAGGCACCAGUGCUGCUUAG